Molecule: messenger RNA, 3189 nt
Organism: Limulus polyphemus (Atlantic horseshoe crab)
Lineage: Eukaryota; Metazoa; Arthropoda; Merostomata; Xiphosura; Limulidae
Product: citron Rho-interacting kinase-like
Exons: 17
Coding region: 1-2445 (814 amino acids)
Biological process (GO): peptidyl-threonine phosphorylation; actomyosin structure organization
Cellular component (GO): cytoplasm; cytoskeleton
Molecular function (GO): protein serine/threonine kinase activity
Source: RefSeq, a predicted model, not a curated record
AUGGCAAAACAAGGAAAAAUAGCAGCCAAACACAUUACUCAAAUAUCAUCAUUGAAGGCAUCAAACCUCAAGCUUACCCAAGGUUUGGAAGAAGCCCUUGAAAAGGUUAAUCAGUCUAAGGAACAAAUUGAAGAACUUUACAACACUAUGGAAAUCAGUAAGGUUUCCCAUGAACAUGAAAAAAUAAAACUCCAAGAAACGAUUGCUCAGCAGACCAAACUUAUUGAUUUUCUUCAAGCAAAAGUUGAGGGUUUGGAAAAGAAGAAAAAACGUUUCUUUGGCAACAAAAGCAGAGAAACAGGAUCAUCAACAAUUCCCCUACAGUGGCGUGAAUUGGAAGGUAUGCUUGAGAGAGAGAGGACAAAAUGUAGAAGAUUACAAGAACAGCUUGAUAAGUCUCGAGCAGAAGUCAUGGCCUGUAAAACAGAUAUUGGACAUAUUUCAAAGAUUCACGGUGACCUUGAAAAUACUAGCCACUUAUCAGUUAUUCCAACAUCACCGAAGUCACGUGCAGUACUCUCUGCAUUGGCACUUUCUCCCGGUGUUAACAUCAACAACAGUACUGACAGUCCAGCCACCUUCAUUACGAAGGAAACAGCAUCUGUAUAUCGCAAGCCACAAGGGCAACGUAUGCAUCACAACAUACCUCAUAGAUUUCAAGAGGUUCUAACUAUGCGAGGAACUAAAUGUGCUGCAUGUCUAGACUCCAUUCACUUUGGUCGAAUUGCAAGCAGGUGUUUAGAAUGUGAGGUGACUUGUCACAUCAAAUGUUCUACAUCCCUUCCUAGCACUUGCUGUCUACCAUCAGGAUAUGUCCAGCACUUCACUGACACUCUAAAAAAGAAAAAUAGCAAUAAAUCUCAACAUCGACCAUCUCUGAAGGUCACGUUUGCUGACAAUAGUAGUGAAAUGACUGCAGAUGUUACCCAGGGCUGGGUUAAGCUUCCAAGAAGUGGUAAACAAGGUUGGGAAAAACAUUACCUUCGAUUAGAGAAUAGAACUCUCUUCAUUCUUGACAAAGAAAACAUUCAAAGCACCUCAGCCACCGACUCUAUCAAUUUAUGUCCUGUUGAUGGAGAAGUGUUGGUUACUAGUGCUGUUUCAGCUACCGAUCUUAUAGGAACAGCUAAAACAGACCUGCCUUAUGUCCUGAAGAUAGAAUCCUUCCCUCACACCACCUGCUGGCCUCCCAGGUGUUUGUAUAUAAUGGUGCCAAGCUUUGCUGAGAAACAGAUGUGGGUAUCAGCUUUGGAGUCUGUGGUAAAAACAAAUGAAAAAGUUAAGGAUGAGGAACAUCUUGGGAGUAGUAUUUUACACUUGGAGGGUGAAAAUAGGUUGGACAUCAACUGUACUUGUCAGCUAAAUGAUAAUCUAAUAUUGGUUGGAGCCAUGGAGGGACUGUAUACUGUUGAUAUAUUGGCUGAACCAAGCCAUUCACUGCAGACAAAAAUAGAUGGUGUUCCUAGUGUGUACCAAGUUGCUGUCUUGGAAAAGUUGAAUGUAGUUCUUUUAAUAACAGGAGAGGAAAGGAAGUUAAAGAUGCUAGAAUUAACAACACUCAAUCGAUGGGUCAAGGGAGAUAAAAUGACAGUUAAUGAGGAAAUGACUGCUCUUCAGCCAGUAUCUGAGAUUGAGGCCUGCCACCUAUUUGGAAUCUCUGAAGAUGCUAACUCAGUCUGUGCUGCAACAUCCAAUACAGUGUUCCUACUUAAAUGGAAUAUUGGUCUGCAUACUUUUUGUUUGCGUAAGGAGAUAAAAACUGCUGAACCUUGUAGUUGUAUCCACUUUACUACAAAUAGUGUCAUUUUUGGAGCUGAUAAGUUCUUUGAGCUGGACCUUAAAGACCACAGUGUGGAAGAGUUCCUAGAUGUCUCAGACACAAGCCUUGCUUUUCUAGCCUAUGGGGCCUCGCAACUUCGCAGUUUUCCAGUAUCUAUACUUCAAGUUGCAUCAGAAGAAUACUUACUUUGUUUCCAUGAACUUGGUGUGUUUGUAGACUCUUUUGGCAAGAGGUCUAGGAAAGAAGAUAUGAAGUGGACAAGACUACCCUUGGCCUUUGCUUAUCGAGCACCAUACUUGUUUGUGAUUCACUUCAAUUCUGUAGAGGUUGUGGAGAUCCGACCCCAGCAGAGUACUGAAAUGGGUGCUCACACCUUCUUAGAAGUGGCCAACCCUCGAUACUUGGGUCCUGCCAUGUUCAUUGGGUCUGUGUACAUUAGUUCCUCUCACGACAACCAGAUGGAAAUUUUGUGUGUUCAGGGAAAGCUUACUGCUAUCAGUCAGCAAGAUGUCACAGUUACAGUGGACAGAAAUCCCAGCAGUGUCAGCAGCAGUAGUGAAGAAUCUGAUGGUACAGAAUUUUCUUUCACCCCAUCUGUAAUACAAUCUCUGGAUGCCGAUCUUUCUGAACUUUCAGAAGUAUCAUCCUCUGCAUCUCUGCCUUAAUAAGCUAAUAUUUGUGACCGAUUGCACUGUUGUUUAUUAAAAAUGAUGGAAGCUGUAAUCUGUAACUUUUGUGAUAAUUUUAUGUAUUUUGAAAUUAUCAAUCUAAGACUAUUUAUCUCUAGUAUUUAGUCUGAUUUUGUCUAUAGUGUAUCUUGUAUACUUUUUAACUUUGUUGUUUUAUGUGAAAAGAGUUUAUAGAACUUACUGCCAUCAUUCAGAAGAGAUUGGAGUUCUGAUUAUCUUAUAUAGCUAAUUUUAACUUUCUCAAACAAAGAUCUAUAAAAUUGAAAUGCUUAGUGACUUCAGUACAUAACUAAUUGUAAACUAUAUCUGUGAAAUAGUACCUUAUUUUCACCUACUUUUGUUAUUGCACUAGUAACAAUGCAAUAGUGACUUCAGUACAUAACUAAUUGUAAAAUAUAUCUUUGAAGUAGUGCCUUAUUUUCGCCUACUUUUGUUUUUGCACUAAUAACAAUACAACAGUCAUUAACAAGUGCCUGCUUAUUAUGUGUUUUUAUAUGUAAGUAAAAUUGUGUGGAGAUGUAUCUCUGCAUAAACUGUAGUGUUUGUGAUGCUGCUUUUUUAUUUACAUAAUAAAACUUUAUGUUCUGGUGAAUUAGUCCAUCAAGAAUGUUCAUUUUUCAUUUCAGUAUUUUUUUUAAAGAUACCUACAUGAAAUGUUAUCUCAAGUUGAAAAAAUUUUACUCAUUUUCUCUAGAUUAGAAUUUCUACUAUAAUUUUCAU